This is a messenger RNA of Xenia sp. Carnegie-2017, 6720 nucleotides long. Its product is annotated as phenolphthiocerol/phthiocerol polyketide synthase subunit C-like. NCBI's taxonomy places the organism in Eukaryota, Metazoa, Cnidaria, Anthozoa, Malacalcyonacea, Xeniidae. Bases 1 to 6720 code for a protein of 2239 amino acids. The record is from RefSeq and is a predicted model, not a curated record. The transcript is spliced from 10 exons. Gene Ontology annotation, biological process: fatty acid biosynthetic process. Gene Ontology annotation, molecular function: 3-oxoacyl-[acyl-carrier-protein] synthase activity; fatty acid synthase activity.
AUGUCUCAUGCUGGAAUUUGUUUGGAGGAUUUGCAACAAUGUAGGACAGGUGUUUAUGCUGGAGUCAUGAACUUGGACUACAGUGCACUUCUUUUGGAUAAAUCAAAUGCUCGAAACAUUAAUCAAUUUGCUUCCACGGGAUCUGCUUCAUCCAUCAUUGCUAACAGAAUUUCCUUUUGUUUAAAUUUAACUGGUCCAAGUCUAACUGUCGACACCGCUUGUUCGUCUUCAUUGGUUGCUCUUGAUUUGGCUUUUAAUCAUCUUCAAACUGGUGAAUGUGAUGUAGCUAUUGUUUGUGCACCCAAUUUAAUUUUUGACAGCGGAAAUUUCCACUUGGCAAGUUGUAAAACUCAACUGCUGGCACAGGAUGGUCGAUGUAAGUGUUUUGAUGUUAAAGGAGAUGGAUAUGGUCGAGGUGAAGGUGUAGCUGCUGUGAUUAUAAAGUCUACAGAGUCUGCUUUAGUUGACCGGGAUGAAAUUUACGCUGAAAUUCUUUCAUGUGGAGUAAACAACGAUGGUCAAACUGAAAGUACAAUUACUUCACCAAGUGAUAUUGCUCAAGGCCAUUUGUUUAGAAGAGUGCUUGAAGAAUCGGGUUUGUCGAAAGAUGAUAUACAAUACGUGGAGGCUCAUGGAACUGGUACAGCAGUAGGUGAUGUUGUGGAGAUGGCGUCAUUGGCAUCAGUUUAUGGAAAUAGCAGCAAUCGAAUUCUUCGUGUAGGCUCAGUGAAGUCAAAUAUUAAUCACACCGAAUCCACGGCUGGCUUAGCUGGUUUGAUAAAAACUUGUCUUAUGAUAAAAUAUGGCCAGUUUGUGCCAACUAUUAACGUCGAGGAAGUGAAAUCUCAACUGAGAAUUCCAGAAAGAAAAAUGAUGGUGCAAGUUUGCAGUGAAACAUGGAAAACCAACAAUAGUGCACCAAGAGCUGCCGCAGUUUCCUCGUAUGGAUUUGGUGGUACAAACGUUCAUGCGAUACUAAAAGAAGUUACAAAACUGCCAGCUGCUGUGUUGCCCACUCGGUCGAUAACUCAUCGAGUAAUGACAUUAUCUGCUGCUUCAAAAAAUGCUUUGAUUGAAAUGGCGAAAAAAAUGUGCAGUUCGCUUAAAACAUUGGCUGAGGGCGAUGAACUUUUAAAAGAUAAUAUUUGCUACUCCUUGAAUGAAAGGUACUCACUUCAUUCACAUCGUUUAGCUCUUGCUUUUGCCCAUAUAAAUGAUGCAGCAAUGGCUUUGGAGAAAUUUUCUAAACAAGACAGAAGAUGGGAAGAAUUAGUUGCUGUUGGUCAAAUUACUAAUAAUCACAAAAAGGUUGCUUUCUUGUAUGGUGGACAAGGAUCUCAGUGGUAUGGGAUGGCAAGGGAAAUGAUAAAACAAGAGCCAGUAUUUAAGGAAAGCAUUGAAAAAAUUGAUGUUCUAUUAAAACAACAUAAAGCCACAUGGUCCUUGAUGCACGAGCUUUCCCAGCCUGAAGAAAUGUCCCGUCUUCAUGAAAAUCCGAUUGGACAAACAGCAUUGUUUGCUGUCCAUGUGGCAAUAACUGAACUGUUUAAGUCUUGGAAUUUAAUACCUUCAGCUGUUAUUGGUCACAGCCUUGGUGAAAUAUCAGCAGCUUGGGCAUGUGGUGCUUUGCAUUUAAGGAAAGCAUUGCAAUUAGUUUUAUUUCGAUCACAGUUACAUGAGCAGUGUUCUACAACUGGUUGCAUGGCUGCCAUUGGCCUUUCAUUUGAAGAAACAAGAAGAAUGCUAAACGUGCUUAAAUUAGAAAAUCAAGUUGAUAUAGCAGCUGUCAACAACCCUAGAAGCGUCGUACUUUCUUGUGGAAAAGAUUUGAUGGAACAGGUAGAAACUCAUGUGGCAAGCACCAUGGAUAAUUUAUUCUUUAAAAAGUUGCAGACGUCACGGGCUUAUCACAGUCAAGAAAUGGAUAAAAUUAAAGAAGCAUUUUUCCGUAAAACUUUUGCUUUUAAUGUGCACCAAAAAGAAGGCAAUGUUCCUUUUUUCUCUACUGUGACAGGGACUCAGUUGUCUGGUCAAGAACUUUCACUUGAACAUUGGUGGAAAAAUAUCCGUCAAACAGUUUUACUUGAGCCUGCAUUACGAGUCAUGUUUUCUAACGGCUAUCACUUCUUUGUUGAAAUUAAUGCGGCACCACAGAUUUCUUAUCAUGUUCGACAAACAUGGUCAAAUUAUCAAAAAUCACAGUCUAACAGAACAAACAAUUUUGCUGUGAUUCAAACUAUUCCAAAACGUUCGACAGAAAAUCAAAAAAAAAGUCAAUCAUAUAUCACGGAGACAUCCGUCCAUCCUCUACUUGGAAAGAUUGUGCCAACUUUGGCAUUUACUGGUUUAAAAGCAUGGGAAUCUGAAAUCACCUUACAUGACGUAGAUUAUAUUGAAGACCACAAGUUUGUAGACCAAGAUAUUCCUAUCGUACCUGGUGCAGUGUUUGUUGAGAUGAUCUUUGCCAUGUCAAUUCAUUUAUGGCCAGGUUUAGCACCACAUGUUGAGAGUUUGAGCUUUGACAAUCUGCUCACAUUAUCCAACAAUGAUUCUCUUUUAUUACGUACUCGUCUUUUGCCUUAUGAAGGAGGAAGCCACCAAUUUCAAAUCACAAAUGUUUACGAGAAAGAUAGCGAGGUUGUUCUUUCCACUGGAUCGCUAACAAUUAAUGCUAACUGCAAUUUCAAAGAAGAAGAUAAUAUUCAAGGAGACAAUAAUCGUGAAAUUGAAAAUUUCAAAUUGGGAGCGACAAGAUGGAGUCAAAAAAACUUUCAAAUUGAACGUGAUAAGAAAGGUUUUCGCUUUGGACCGAAGUUUGACUUAAUCAAAGAUGCAUGGUUAAAGGAUACACAAGUCCUUGCUCUUAUUUGCCCUACGGAUGAAAUCAUAGAAGAAUGUCCAGCUCAUUUCAUUCACCCCACAAUAAUUGAUGCCUGUUUUCAAACGGUUCUUCUUUUCAAUGCACUAAAAGGAAAAAUGGUCCCAAAGAAAAUCAAUCAGCUUACUGUGCUUCGUAGACCUCAGUACUUUAAGCAUCUAUAUGCUCUCACUACAAUCGUUGAAUAUAAGGAGAAUUUAGAUUGCAAGAUCAUUCUGAUAGAUAGUAUUGGAAGACCCAUUUUAGUUAUCGGAAAAAUGGUUUUUACUGAAAUUAGAUCAACAGCUGCGGAGCCAACUUUUGAAAAUUCCCUACUGAGAUUACAGUGGGAAAAAUUGGUUUCCACACCAGCUGACUACAGUUAUCAUAACGUUUGGCUCAUCAUAAAGGAUCAAACUAAGUUUAGUGAGCAAUUUGUCCAAAAUAUCCCAGAAGAAGACAACGUGAAAAUUGUCGAAAAACUGGAUACACUUUCCGAUAUCAUAGAUGCAACCCUUGAAAAACUCAAAACAGAUAAAGAAAAGUUGCUGGUGCUUAAUUUCAUGCCAGUGAAUGCAAGAGGUUUUGAUUUGCAAUCAUCUAACUUUGACGACAUUCAUGGUCAUACUUUCGAAAGCUGUCUCACAGUUUCUAAGGUAGUUUGUAAAAAAGAGGCUUACAUGAAGAACAUUCGAAUUAUUUUUGUUACUUCAGGGGCAGUUACAUUUUCAACCGAUAACGUCAAUUCAAAUUCCAACAAAUUAACGUCAUUUCCAUGGGCGUCAUCAAUCCUUGGCUUUCGAAGAAGCUUACAGGAAGAGUAUCCAAAUUUGAAUUCUUAUAUAAUAGAUUUACCAUGCAGUCCAUGUAAAGACGAUUUUCAACAAUUGGCAAAAAAAGUGACGAAUAUUCAUUUGGAAGAAGAAAUUGCAUAUAGGAAUGGCGAACGCUACGUUGACCGAGUUAAAAAAAUGGAUGAAUGGGGUAAUGGACAUUCAACGACGAAAUCAUCUCUUCUUGUAAAGAAUGGAAAAAGACAACCAUUUCAAAUAGUGUUGCAGUCAGGGAGAUUUUUUCUAAAAGAAAUGACAGUGACACAAAAAAAUGAAGAAAUAAAACAAACCAUUGAAGUAUACCAUGUAGCUACUGCUCUUCAAAAGCCUUGGAAAAAAGCAAAACUAUCUGAUUAUCUGAGUUUUUCUGGAAAAUUACUUUCAGAAAAAAUGGAAUGCCGUCUUGUAACUGGUUUUUGCAAAGUUGGUGACCUUGCAACUUUCAUUGACGCUGAAAAAUGCUGUUUCGCAGAUAUCAAACCUUGUUUAAGCAUUCAACAAGCAACUUUACUCAGUUUACCUCUGGCUUGGGCAUACUACCUUCUUAAAAAUAUUUUGACACUGUCAAAAGAAGAGACUGUUCUGAUACAUCAUCAAAAUCAAAAUAUUUCUUACAUCAUUGCAUGUGUGGCGACUUCCAUUGGUGUUUGGCCUGUAUGCUAUGUUAACAAUGUUGCAAAUACAAAGAUAAUGAAAAGCAAUAAAGAUUUAACAGUUCUCACUGACAUCGAAAUUUUAAGAGACGACUUUGGAACAAUUGCAUUUGAUGCUCUGUGCAUUCCUAGCAACUUAGAUAGUUUUGUGACUGGCAAAUUUGUGGAGCACCUGAAACCUGGAGGUAGCGUGGUUCUUGUGAGUGAAAAUGAAGAGGAAAAGAUGAAUUUGGCAAUUUAUAGCAGAGAUAUGAAUGUCAUAACGAGCAGUCUGAAAUAUUCUAUUAAAAAUUCUCAGCUCUUUUCACAGAUCCUUGAUAGCUGCUUUACCGCUUUAGAAACUUGUCAAGGUUUGCAACAGAUGUUAAAUAUACCAUAUUUUGAUGAAAGUAUCUUUAACUUGAUCAGUGACUCCAGUGAUGGAGUUCUCAGUUCUAAUGAAAGAAAUAAAGAAGGCCUGUAUACAAUCUCAAUGCAACCUGACAUUCAUCCAGAAAAAUUUAAUUUUUACAAUCAAGCAUUGGAUGAAAACGGCUUCAAGCAUGAUCGUUCUUAUCUUGUGGUUGGAGGAGUUCGUGGAUUUGGAUUUGAAGUUGCCAAAUGGAUGGUUUUCAAUGGAGCAAAAACAGUCAUCUGCACCGCCCGCUCUCCUCCCAAUCAAGAAAAACUUGCUGAACUUCAGAGUUUACAGAAGGAGACAUCUUCGAAUAUUAUUGUUCGACAAACAGAUGUCACAUCGAUAGAGCAGAUGAAACGUCUUGCAAAAGAAAUGGAAGAUAUGCCUCCCUUAGCUGGAAUUAUCUUCUCUGCGAUGGUUCUAGCUGAUCAACUUCUUUGUGAUGCUGACUUAGAAACAUGCAAAAAAGUGGUCGAGACAAAAGUUAAAGGCAGUGUGAUCCUUCACGAGUUUAGUCUUUCAAUGGACCUUGACUUCUUCAUCAUGUUCUCUUCAGUCUCUGGAGCUCUUGGAAAUGCUGGUCAGAUAGCAUAUGCUGCAGCAAACACGUUUUUGGACGAAAUUUGUGAAUAUCGUCAGCAAAAAUUGGAUCUGCCGGCUUUGUCGAUUGCAUGGGGUCCAAUUGCUGGUGCUGGCGUUCUUAGUAGAAAAGUGAAUGUUUUGCCGAGCGUCUUCUCUUUGGAGAGGGGAACAAUUGCUUCUGUUUGUGUAUGUCCAGUAAACUGGGAAACUUAUCUACAAAAUCACUAUUCCUCACGACUACAAAUUAUCAGAGAAACAGAAAGCGUUACCGCAAGACAACAUGAAAUAUGGACACUUGAAGACCUAUCACUACAACCAUUAGAAUCACGAAUAAAAAUUGUAACAAAUAUUGUUCAAACGUUGUUGGGAAUGUGGUCUGGAGUUGAUGAAGCCGACUAUGAUAUGAACAUUAGCCUUCACAAAUAUGGCAUCGACUCAAUGGCAGCCACUAAUAUGAAAAUCCGAAUUCAAAAUCACAUUGGAGCUAUCUUCGAGUCCUAUUAUUUCGUUCAACCCAAAACAAGUGGUUUAACAAUUAUCAAUGACAUUAUGGCGCAAAUCGAUGUGUUGAUAGCAAUGAAAAGACAAACAGAAAACAAAGAUCACUCGGAUAGAGCAGUCAAUGAUAUCGAGAAUAGUGUAGAAAUUGCUGAAGUCGAAAUCUCGCAAAUUAGCAAAGAGAAAGUGAUUGCACUUUACUCUCCAGAUGAAGUUGUUGUAAACGUAUUUAUGAUUCAUGGUAGUCAUAAAUCUGCUUUAUCAUUGGCUUCAUUUGCUCUUGGCUUUGAAGAUCAGUCUUACGUUUCACUUUAUGGUAUUGGAAUGGAUGAAAAUUUAUUUGAGACAUCAGACUAUGGCAAUGUAAAAGAUUUAGCAAAAUCUUACAUUAGAUUAAUAAAAAGUAUUCAACGCCUGGGACCGUACUAUUUGGCGGGAUACUCAUUUGGUGGAACGGUUGCUUACGAAAUGGCAAGUCAGUUGAAAAGAAACAAUGAGACCGUUUUAAUGCUUUUGAUGGUCGAUACGUACGCCUGGUUUCCUAAUUCUCUACUGUACGCAAAAGAUUUCUUUUAUAAUCAAGCCGAAGUCAACUUAAAAAAUGCAAUGGAAAUUGUGGUUCGACAAUUGAUUGAGGGUUUUGCUUAUACGUCUCUGGGUGUAACAAAAAAUCAAGUUCAUGAUCUUUACGAGAGCUUCGAAGAUUACCAUGCCAUCAUUGGUGCAUUAGAAGAUAUGGCUGCUGAACGAAAUGUAGAGUUUUUCCUAAGAAAAAAUGUCGACACUGUUCUUUAUGAACUGAGAUCAGCUAAAGAUGCUCAUCUUGAAUGGCAACCCGCGAAGGUUUGGUGGAAAGUGUCCUCAUGCAUUAACCUUAAAUGUCAUAGUAUUAUAAGUUAA